Molecule: messenger RNA, 3705 nt
Organism: Cuscuta epithymum
Lineage: Eukaryota; Viridiplantae; Streptophyta; Magnoliopsida; Solanales; Convolvulaceae
Source: the annotation of a GenBank genome assembly
UGCAUUGACGACGCUCCACAGGCCUUCAAGCAACAUGUCAAUGGCUAUCUAAGAAGACAACUCAAUCGGCGACUCAUUUUUCGUCUUUGAUUGGAAUUGUUCGCUCUCGCUUCCCCUUUGUGAUGUUUACCGCAAGAAACCUUCAAAGGCACUCUGUUAGAGCCCUCAAUUUUCUCAUUUCCAGCAAUCCUACAGAGAAUGCGGUGCUACCCAAAGGAGGCAAUUCUCGGCCUAUGGACGGGAAUUAUCGGCCUGUACUUCGAAUUAAAGAGGCGACAAAGCCAUUUAUGUUUACUAGAAUUCGGAAUCAAAGAGCCAUUUAUGUUGACGGGGCUCGAGGGAUGUCAGGAAAGAGCAUGAGGAGCAAAGUGGAGGCGCGGCUGAUUAAAGAGACGGGCAAAACCCUAAGAGAACGUAGGAGAGCUGGUAAACUUCGGAAGAAGUUGAUGACUGAAGAGGAAAGGCUUUUAUAUAAUCUUAGAAGAGCAAAGAAAAAAGUGGCAUUGCUUCUUCAGAAGCUGAAAAAAUAUGAGCUUCCAGAGCUGCCAUCCCCGAAGCAUGAUCCUGAGCUUUUGACCCCCGAGCAGCUUCAGGCAUAUAAGAAGAUUGGUUACAAGAAUAGAAACUACGUUCCUGUUGGUGUCCGAGGUGUUUUUGGGGGAGUUGUCCAGAAUAUGCAUCUUCACUGGAAGUUCCAUGAGACUGUUCAAGUUUGUUGUGAUAAUUACCCUAAGGAAAAAAUUAAGGAGAUGGCCUCCAUGUUAGCACGACUGAGUGGUGGUAUUGUGGUUAACAUUCAUAAUGUGAAAACCAUUAUUAUGUUCCGUGGAAGAAAUUACAGGCAACCCAAAAAUCUGAUUCCUAUCAACACACUUACAAAAAGGAAGGCACUAUUUAAAGCAAGAUUCGAGCAGGCUCUAGAUUCACAGAAAUUGAACAUAAAGGAUUAUGAACAAAAACUCCGUAGAAAAGGGAUUAAUCCUGAUGAUCCGGUGGCCAUGGCUAGCAUACAACGUGUAGCUUCCACAUUCUUCAAUGCCAUCGACCAGAAAGAAGGAAGCCCUUAUGUUUUCCAAGGCCACAAAAGCAACCAAGCUGGUCCCAGCAGCAGUGACAUAGAGCAACAUCAAUCUGAUGAAGAAAGUGAUCAGGAGGAGCUUGACCGUUUUAUAGCUGACAUAGAAAGGGAAGCUGAUAGAGAAUGGGCUGCUGAGGAAGCAGCGGAGAAGGAAGAACUUGGGAGAAUCAGAUAUUUGAACCAGGAGGAUUUCGGUGGUCGGCCCAGAAGAAGAUCAGAGAAUGGAAGUGAUGGUGAAUCAGAUCGUGAGUUAGGAAGGACAAGGAACUGGAAUGAUAAACGUGGCAUGAAGUAUGUUCAUGAUGCCAGUGAUGAAGAUGACAAUAUUUCUGAGGAUGAUGAUCGAUGGCGUUCCAGAGGGAAAAGUAAUUAUGAUAAUCAUAGAGAGUACAACAGUAGAAACCAAAACAUAAGAAGCUGGGGAAAAACAAAUAUUGGCAAGGAUAGGGGUAAUGGGAAGUCCGAGACAUAUGGUAAACCUAAAUUUGAAGAGAAGAUGUCAGAUGAGUCUGCUUCGGAUGAUACGCUUAGUGAUCUUGAGGAUGCAAUGUGGGAAUCAGACGAAGGGGACGAAGAGUGCAUAAAAGAAAGCACAACCAAUGGUGCUGCUGGUAACACCAAAGCGAGUCAUGGGAACAAGAUGAAGGUCUAUAAGUCAAAACAAAUGGAUGAAUGGGACAGUGGUUAGUGAAAAGGCUUCAUGUUGUAACUAGUACCGUGCAAUUGUGCAUUGAGGAACCUUGUGUUUGGGACUUGUGCGAAAGAACACUGAACAACAACAUCCUGGUUUUGUUGGGUGGCUUACAGUUGGGAGUUGAAAUCAAUCGGGAGGGAUGCAGGCUUAGACAGUAUAUUCUUAGUCAAUUUGAUUCAAGACUAAGAAUUUUAGACAACCAUAUCACAUGGACACUACCUAAUUAGACUCGCGUGGAUUGUAUACUACUGUAAGAGUAGUAUACUACUGUCUAAGGAAAACACUGUCUAAGAGAACCUGUUUGAUUCAAUAAUUUAAUACUACUGUAUAACUUUUCUUCUUUCAACCCGGUGUCCUCUGACUCUCUGAGGCUGCAGGGGUGGGGGCAUAGACCCACAAAAUGAAAAAACUUUAAGGCCAAUAUAUGACUUUUGUUGUUGUUGGGUGUAGACUAAUUUUUCGUGAAUUAAGAGCCCGUUUGGUAACAUUGAAAUUGACUGAUUCUGCUGAAAUUUGUGACUUCUAACUGAAAUGGUUGUAUUGGCUGAUUUUGCAUUUUUGCUGAUUUAUGAAUUUUUUUUAAAUAUUUUUGAUUAAUAAAAUACUUAUUCCGCUAAAAAAGAUUGAUCAAAUUGACUUUUCUUGAUCAAUGGUGGUUAAGUUUGACCAAUAAUAUCUUUUAAUACAAAAUCAUUUACGUAGUAAAAUAUAAAUAUUAUGUGUGCAUAUUCUUUAUUAAAAAAUCUUUCAUAAAAAUAAUAUCAUUGUUUAAGUAUUACACACAAAUAUAAUAGCUAAAAUCAUUCUUUAAAUUUUAACAUCACGAAAGGCUGAGUGAGUAAUAGGGAGACGAGACUUACGUCUUCACUCUUCAGUGGAACAAAGUAGCAGCCGGUGGGAACGAGUAUACACUUAUAGACAUCGAAGAACGGAACGCCAAGUCGCCGACUCGCUGACCGCCCUGCCGCCGACUCUUGGCCGCCUCCUUCCCUGCCCCUGCAAGUGUCAAGUGCUCACUCGAUCACUCCCCACUUCAUCAGCCUUCUGGUGCCCCCGCUCUCCUUACUGCGAUUCAGCGCUCCACGCUUCAGCCUGCUAGAUUGUCAGCUCAGCAUGGUGGGGUUCAAGAAUAGAUACAUGGUAAUGGAAGUACUUUUGGAUCCAAAUAAGGACAUUGUGGGAAAUGACCCUAUUAUUAUCACACAAUUCAAUCUCUCAAAAUCUAUCAAAGAUAGCAUUCUGGUGAACUUUGGAGAGUGUGGUCUAGCCUCUUCGCUCAACUCAUUUCAAGUGAAGUAUGUCAACCCUAUAACAAAAGUUUUCAUCAUCAGAGCAUCCAGGGAAGAUUAUAAAGAAGUUUGGGCUGCAAUCACCUUAAUUAGGAAUAUAGGGAACUGCCCGGUGGUAUUCAACUUGUUGGAUCUGAGUGGAAGUAUCAAGGCCUGCAAAAAUGCUGCUUUGAAGUGUGAAAUGUCAAAGUUUGAGCACUAUAAGUUGCUAGGUGGAAGCAAUCUUAAUGGAGAUGUGGAGCAGCAGAUGACUAAUUGUCUUGAAAAGAUCAAAGUUUUGGAGCACUGAAAUAUGAAACAAGUCUUUCAUGGCUGCUCACGCCCGCACGUCCUGCACAUAGCUCAUCCAGGGCAUCCAAUCCGCUAUCCGCUACCCGCUGCGGUGCAACACGUAGAAGAUUCUGACUUUGGCACUUGAAGAAUUGGCGAGUUGGAAUUUUAGCCUGAUCGGUGAAAGAAAAAUAUAACACAACGCCGGAACGCCCUAUGCCCCAGGCUAUGAAGAAUUGAGGUGUCUUACUGUGAAUCUUUUUAAAUAAAUUUUAUAUGUUUGAAUUCAUGAAUUGAGUAAUUAACUCCUGAACAUUUGAUGAAUUUAUGCAAGACAUUUAUAAUAUAAAAUCCGUAAAUACAUUAAUGAUCUA